Molecule: messenger RNA, 2732 nt
Organism: Clarias gariepinus (North African catfish)
Lineage: Eukaryota; Metazoa; Chordata; Actinopteri; Siluriformes; Clariidae
Gene: lman2lb
Product: lectin, mannose-binding 2-like b
Exons: 8
Coding region: 1-1062 (353 amino acids)
Biological process (GO): endoplasmic reticulum to Golgi vesicle-mediated transport; Golgi organization; endoplasmic reticulum organization
Cellular component (GO): endoplasmic reticulum-Golgi intermediate compartment; COPII-coated ER to Golgi transport vesicle; endoplasmic reticulum membrane
Molecular function (GO): D-mannose binding
Source: RefSeq, a predicted model, not a curated record
AUGGCGGCGCCUAUGAACGAGUUUAAGAAGCACCGCGCAUUUUCUGUACAGUUUAUCGAUUUCUCGCGGCAUUUUCUAAACAACGCCAAAGUGUAUUUUCUCGUAGCAUUUCUCCUCGCACUGACAGCGCGCUCUUCCGGAUAUGACGACUUUCAGAGAGACGAAUUUCUUAAGAGAGAGUAUUCGCUGACCAAGCCAUACCAAGGUCUGGGCUCGUCGAGCUCGUCGCACUGGGAUUUACUGGGCAAUGCCAUGAUCACCCCCGAGUAUGUGCGCCUGACUCCGGACCUACAGAGCAGACAGGGGGCAGUGUGGAGUCGUAUCCCAUUCUACAUUCGGGACUGGGAGUUCCAGGUGCACUUUAAGAUCCACGGCCAGGGCAAGAAGAACCUGAACGGCGAUGGAUUGGCGCUGUGGCUGACCAGAGAACGCAUGCAAAUAGGCCCUGUGUUUGGAAACGUGAAUCAUUUUACUGGCCUGGGGAUUUUCAUCGACACAUAUCCCAACCACGAAAAUCAGCAUGAGAGAGUCUUUCCGUUUAUUUCAGCCAUGGUGGGAAAUGGGACUGUGGCAUACGAUCAUGAUCAGGACGGCAGGAACACCGAUCUGGGGGGCUGCCAGGCCGCAGUGCGCAACGUCGACUAUGACACGUUUGUCCUGGUCAGAUACGUGAAGAGCACGCUGACGGUGAUGAUGGAUAUAGAGGGAAAGCAGGAGUGGAAGGAGUGUGUCGAGGUCCCAGGUGUCCACCUUCCUCAAGGGUAUUACUUUGGAGCCUCAUCCCUUACUGGAGAUCUGUCAGAUAACCAUGACCUGAUCUCCAUCAAGCUGUUUGAGCUGACAAUAGAGAGAACUCUUGAGGAACUGGAGGAUGAGCAGGAGGUCCUGAUACCCAGCGUCGACCGCAGAGAGAUUCCUGUGGAGGUGGUGGAUGAAGGCAUGAGUACGCUCACCCUUCUCUUCCUGUUCAUUUUUUCUGUGGUCGGCCUCGUGGUGCUCAUCGUGGCGUCGCUCUUCAUCUACGCCCGCUGGAAGGAGCGCAGCCGCAAGCGCUUUUACUGAGUAGCACCUAGAAUGUUUUAUUAGGUUUAGAAGAUUCUUCUCACUGCUGCAUCAAACUGACUUUUUACCUCUGACACUCAAGAGCCAUACAAGAGAACUGCCUCGUCUUGAUUCUCUCAUCGAUCUGCUGAAGUUUUUCAAUAUUAAUGUGGAAAGAACAAGGUGCGCAAGUGUGUGAGUGCUUGAGAGUGUGCGUGCAAAAAUGCAAGACACAGAUUUCCUCCUGAAGUGCAUUAUACAUAUUACAGACCUAGAUAGACAACAUUGCAUGCAAUGCGAGCGAGAGUGAGUGAGUGUGUGUGUGUGCGCAGAAAUGUUUGAGAUCUGUUCCUGAACUGGAGAUGCAUAUUAAAGACUUAGCUAGGCAGCUGUAUGCUUGUGUGCUAGUGAAGCAUACUCGUAUUAAGUAAAAAAGUGGCCUUUAACUUCUUUGAUUUUCUUUAGAAAUUAGGUUUUUCAUAUUGCCUUUUGUUUUGUUGAACACUUUAGUAUUUGUCAUUUAGCAUUUGUUUGAUUAUUCGUCAAAAAGCUCAAAUCAGACAUCAAGGUCUUUAAUAUGUAUAUCUAUAAAUUUGCACGCGCACACACUCAUUUAGCUGAACUAUAAAGAAGUCUGUGUCAGAGUUCAUGUGUAUGUUUGUGAGUUAGUCAGGACCUUUUUUUGUGCCAUUUUACUCAAAAUACACCAAACAAAGUGAAAAUCGUUUUAUGAUCAAUGUGCUGGAUGGAACAAAUAGCGUUUACCGAACAAACCAGUUCACCCAUUUAUAUUAACAUCAACUUAUACCAGUUUUACUGGUAGUCAGGUGUCAGUGCUACUGUACAUACUAAACACACUCUUCCUGCCUUUUAAGCCUUAAACAGUAGGCGAUUUGCUAGCAUCGAGAAAGGAAGUCAGCUUAUUGCAAAGAUCAUAAAUGAAUAAAUAGUAACAAACGUUUGGGGUUUCUUGGGUUAAUUGUUUCUUUUUUUUUUAAAGGCUGUGAAUAGUAAUGCACUGAAUUUUGAAAAUUAUACCCCGUUAACGUUUACACAACCUCUCAAAAAUCUAUUUUAUUAAACAAAAAAAAGUGCCCCCCUUUUUUUGUUAUUUAAAUUAUAGCGCUUAAUUAAAACUUUUUGUAUAAUUUUAUUUCCUUUAAUUAUUGUUAUUUGGGUGGUCGUCAUGCUUACACAUUAUCAUCUGAUUUUAUUUUUAAAUGUAAUAAUUUGCCACUGAAAAAGAAUGAGCAUGCAUGAGUUUUUUUUUUUUUUUUUUUUAGAUUUUUGAGGUUUCUUUAAUUGGAAAUAUUAUUGGCUUAUAGUGUAUGGCUGUCACAUAAUUUUUUUUAGUACAAAGGGUGUUACCGGAUUAAAGGGAUCUUUAAAGGAAAUUUUAUUCCAUUAAAUGUUGAACAUUAUAUAGAAUAUUAAAUUCUUCAAAGUUAUAACAUACAUUAGAGCUCUAAUGUCUUAUUUUAAAAUCACAAUGCACAAAAAAAUAAGACUGAACUGGACUAAAAUUACAACAAUCUUGUAAUUACAAGAGCUGUUUGUAUAAAUUGCUAAAAGAUCAGUGAUUUCAAAAGUUGCUGGAUGAACAAUUUAGGAACAGAUAUUUCAUUUUCAUAACAAAAUCAAUUUGUCUGAAUGUUUGCUAGAAUAUUACAAAUAAAACAGAAGACAGUUUU